UUAAAGUGGAAGUGGAAUCGUUCUUCAAUUUUUCUCGUCGCAGACAUGGAGACUGCUCUAAUGUGGUGCUUUUGGUGGUCAUCUGUACUUCUGUUGCUGUCGGUGGUCAUCUGUCACGGGUUCCAUCUCCAUGGUCCAUCUGAUCCUCUCAUUGUCCAUCUGGGAGGCUCAGUGAUGCUGCCCUGCUUUGUAGAAACUCCUCUACCAAUGGAAGAACUGGAAGUGGAGUGGAAAAGAAAUGACUCUGAAACUCUAGUGCACUUGUGGCAGGACGGAGAGAGUCGACCAGAGUCUCAGAACCAGCGUUAUCAUGAAAGAGCUCAUUUCUUCACUGAGGAGAUCGCUCAUGGAAACUUCUCUCUCUUCCUUACAAAUGUGACCUGUGAAGAUGUAGGAGUUUAUAAGUGUGCUGUUUACACAAAACUGGACUCUGAUGAAACUCUGAUUGAAAUAAAGGAGACUGAGCGCUUGAUCGUGUCUGGAGGCCACGUCAUAUCUGCUUAUGUCGGUGAAGAUGUCACUCUGAAUUGCUUUGUAGACUCAAAUAUCCCACUGGAAAAUAUAGAAGAGGUGUCAUGGAAGAAAAUGGAUGAAGAUAUCUUAGUGCUGUUCUAUCAGGAGAGUGAGGUCCUGACAGACUCAUCCCAUGAGAGAUACAGAGACAGAGUCGAGCUCUUCAGUGCUGAAGAAAGGAACAAAGGAAACUUCUCAUUGAGACUGAAGAGUGUUCAAACUGAGGACAAAGGGCUGUAUAUAUGUUUAGCAUUCUCUGGGGCAUUAUCAGACAAUACAACUGUGGAAGUGCUGCAGCUGGGUUUUUCCUUUAUGCAUAUUGGAAUUUUUGUAUUAUGUAUACUUGGAUUUGUCUUUGGAUCACUUAUCCUAGGCUACCUAUCUUUUACAUCUUUUAAAAAUAAUGAUGACAGCAGAAGAGCCCUAGCUAUACAGUGUGCACAUGUCCUUUGUCCUAAUAUUACUAUGUCUAUUGUCUUCAUCCUUUGGGGUGUUACUGAGGGGUUUUUUACUGAAGCAGCAACUUGUUCAGCACUUAAUUUUGCUAGGAUCCUUUUCCUACUUUGGAUUGCUCUCCAUCUGAAAACAUUUCAAGAUUAUCUCCACCAGUUAAUUAACCGCUUGGCAAUUCUACUACAGUUUGGUUUGAUAACUCUUGUUGCUUAUUUACCUAUUCUUGUGGAUGUCUGGUAUAAAACAGACACUGUAGGGAAAGUGUUGAUUCUGGUAGGUCCGCAACUGGGGUUCAUUCCAGCUCUUCUGUAUCUUAUCGCUACAGUAUGCUGUAGAAGAAAUCUACAAACCUACAGAAUUACAGAAUUACAGAUUACAGAAAUCAUCAAUGCUCUCCGAAUGGUGGCUAUUAUGUUAUCAUAUAGACUUCAUCUCAAAUAUUUGACUUUGGCAAUAUUUCCACUUUUGGUAUUCAUCUGGUUUUUUUGUCAUGCUAUUGGCAAACGUCUGUUUUUACUCUGGAUAUCAGUGAUGAUGAUCCUGAAGGUUCUAAGUGCAUCAGUGUCGAGCUACAUCCAUUAUAACUUUGUGUAUAAUGUGAAAGAACGUGACGCAUUCACCUGUGUGACUGCAUUGCUUAACACCUUGACUGUGAUGAUACUGUUUACAAGUCUAACGCAUUUGUCAGAAACAAACACUGUAACCACUCAUGCCUCGAGUGAAGAAGAUCUGAGACAGGGAGAGGAGGAGGUGACUGAGAUAUUUGAAGAAGAAGUUACAAAAUCUGACUCCAGAAACACUGGGACACAGCGAUCUUUAUCCCAUUUGGUUGUGUUCGUGUUUGGUACAGCGGUGGCUGUUUUUGUGAAUGCUGUUGCGUUAUUAGUAGAGCUGAUCCUAAAAUCAAGAAAUGGCCAGCGUACAGUGGAUCUGCGAGUUAUUCUCCUACCAACUGAAUGUGUCUUUGCUGUAUGCUGCCUUGCUUUACAACUGUUUGCUUUCUGGCAGGAGAACAGAGAAAGAUUUAGAGAAGACAUAAAGAGGCUGCGAGGAUUGUGUGGGUGUAAACAGACACCGACGAACUCACCUCCAGAAAAUCGUGAACAUGAACUUGAGAAUUUAGCUCCUGCAUCUCAGCCCUCAGGGUCUUAGCAGCAAAAAUUCCUCAAACACAAACCCAGAAGAUUGCCAAAGUACAAAAGUCAGUCACCUGACUUUUUCCCACAGCGCCCACUAGUGACUGUUUUAGUUGAUUAGUCUAUGCAACACUGAGCAUAAAAUUAUCUGACUUCUGGCUGUGAUAUACAGUCAUGGGAAAAAGAAUGUAAACCCUCCUUCAAUUCUGUGUUGUUUUUUAUUUAUCAGUGCCUAAAUAACAAUUGUGUGGUCCUCACUAACUUCUGUAAACAAAUAACCGCAGGUUACAAAAAAACAAGAUUGUGCCAGAUGUGACUAAUAAAAUGCACAAAAUGAAUUAAUCAUAAAGAAGAACUUUUGAAGUUUGGUGUUCUGUAGCACUCAGGUGUGUGUCUACAUCAUGCCACGAAGAGAGGAUAUCAGCCAUGACCUAAAUAGAUUGAAUACACUGGAUACAGAGGUUACUGAUCUGGGUUACUGAUCGGAAGGUCAGGGAUUAAAGCCCCAGAGCAGUCAAGCUGCUGCUGUAUCUGAGCUGUAUCAUGGCUGACCCUGCGCUCUGACCCCAGCUUCCAAGUACAAUCCAAGGGAUAUGCGAAAAACUGCAUUUCAUAGGCUCUGUACUUGUACUCUGCACAAUGACAAUAAAGUUGAAUCUAAUCUAAUCUAAUAGUGAUGCUUGAAAGGUACUAUAAGUAAAACAAUGUAUUUCUAUAAUUGUGUAUAACAUUCUGUACAGGAAUGCAGGAAAAUUUAAAAGAUUUUGUAUACCUUUAAAACUAGACAUGUGUGUGUGUAAUAAAAGUAUUUCAUAAAAAAAGAAAAACUACAAGUGUAUAAUGCUGCAUUAGUAUCAGCAGGACAGCUAUCUGUAUUAAAUUUAUUUUUUGCUCUUUUUGCAUUUCAAAAGUUAUGACAGAUUGCAGCAAGAGGAAAUAUGACAUGCUGUGUGUUACAACAUUGUGAAAUUUUUUACAAGUAAAAUGUAACAAUAAAUAUGUAAAUAGAGUUAUUUUUGACUCUCUAUAUGAAGGAAAGCAUGGUUACAGAAUUGUAUUUAGCGUAACAGAGUUAAUGUUGCAUGUUGCUUGUUUUACUCUGUUAGUGUUGGCACAUUUCAUGUACUGGUUGUAUAUUAUAUUCAGCCAUGUGAAUGCAGUGCUUCCUGGUUUAUUACAAUAUCAGUGUCACUAUAAUAUAGUGUGUUUGAUGUUGGACAACUUAAAUUAAACACAGAUAAAAAUCCA
This is a messenger RNA of Pangasianodon hypophthalmus (striped catfish), 3350 nucleotides long. RefSeq lists its product as uncharacterized. Gene Ontology annotation, biological process: cellular response to lipopolysaccharide; T cell costimulation; cell surface receptor signaling pathway. The transcript has 20 exons. Gene Ontology annotation, cellular component: external side of plasma membrane. The record is from RefSeq and is a predicted model, not a curated record. Bases 46 to 2118 code for a protein of 690 amino acids. NCBI's taxonomy places the organism in Eukaryota, Metazoa, Chordata, Actinopteri, Siluriformes, Pangasiidae.